AUGACACUUGACACUCCACGUUCAUUUCCUUUCCAAACAUCACUCCAACAACAACCUGCCACCAAUGAUUCCUUCAAUCCCUUCGGAUUUCAUCCUGUCGAACCACAAACUCCCAUCGACCUCGCCGCUGUUGGUUUUGGCGGUUCUGUUUUAUUAUUUAAUUUUUGUUGCAUGAGUUUAGUAUUUUCCAAAUAUAAAAGUAUGGCUGUGAAAACAAAACAUCCGAUUUUGAUGAUGUUUUCAUUGAUUUUUAAUGCCUUGUUAUUUAUUGGAUAUUGUUUCAAUAAUUUAUUGUUGUAUCCGACAAAUUAUGAUUAUUGUGUCGUAUUUAGAGUUUGGUUUUUCAAUAUUGGAUUGUUUGGAUGGAUCAGUUGUUUAUUGACACGACUCCUAGUGACCUACAUUACAUUCAAAACACAAAAGAAAAUCAGAUUUCCAAUUUCCUUAUUUAUUGCACUUUUUAUGAUUCCAAUUUUUGUGUAUUGUCUCGUCGCAUCGAUUGUGAAAGAAUUGCUCUAUGAUCCUAAAUUACCAAAUAAUUGUAAAUAUGGAACUAUUGCUGUGGGUGUCAAUUUGGCAAUGAUCACACUCUACUGUUUGAUUAUUGGUGUGUUAAUUUUUCUCAGCAGAAAAGUUCAAGAAGAUUUCAACAGCUCAGGAACUGAGGCCAUGGGUCUUGUGGGAAUUGUUGUAUCGGUCGUGAUUGGAUUAUUGGCUUGGCUCUUGUAUCUGCAUCGAAUUAUUCCGAUUCGAAUCAUUAUUACAUUGCUUCCUAUCAUCAUUGGAUGUUAUUAUUUUUGGUCCUACUUUGGAGGGAUUGUGUAUGCCAUUGUGACAUGCUCUAGUGAGGAAUACUUUUUGGAUUGGUUGGAAAAUCAAAACGUGCAUGAUGUUGCAACGAAUCGUGAAAUUCAAGAAGAAUUGAGAGAAUGCAGAGAGAAAUUGCGUGGCAUGCAAUGUUGUACACUGAGCACGAGCAUGGAUGUGAAUCGAAUUCUCAACUAG
Naegleria lovaniensis is the source of this 1005-nucleotide messenger RNA. RefSeq lists its product as uncharacterized. The transcript is spliced from 4 exons. The record is from RefSeq and is a predicted model, not a curated record. Gene Ontology annotation, molecular function: G protein-coupled receptor activity. Gene Ontology annotation, biological process: G protein-coupled receptor signaling pathway. The coding region runs from base 1 to 1005 and encodes 334 amino acids. Gene Ontology annotation, cellular component: membrane. NCBI's taxonomy places the organism in Eukaryota, Heterolobosea, Eutetramitea, Acrasida, Naegleriidae.